UUAUGUCAAAGCUUUUCCCCCCUUUUUUUAAACCAUGUAAACUAUGUUAGUUGCCCUAAAUCCCAAACCUUUAUUGAAUAAUCUGUAAACCAGCCCAGGUUUGUCUAAAGACUGAAUUCUUGAACAUUUCAGGUAAAGGAAAUGGUAAAAAAAAAUUUGCUUUUACCUGAACUUUCCCCAAUAGCCUGCAGUUUUCACCAGUGGAAAAACCCCAUGUUUAGAGGAAGAAUUUUGUCAUCUUUACCUGAAAUAAGGUGGUAGAGAUGCUUUAAAAUCCUCAUUUUUAUUCUUAUUAGAUUCACAGAUAAAAGCUACAUGGUUUCCACACCAUAAAUAUUGGGAUUGUUUUCUGACUGCGUGGAUGCAUUCCUCUGCCUGAUCUUUGUCUGUUUGGACACAUAUUACAUAAAUUACAGCAGCAGAUCUGCUUCUCUUUGUUAAAGUGACAGAUUGUUUCCCUGCAGACUGAUUCUGGGUUUCUAACACAAACCGUCUGUCAGCGGCUAGCAGCUCUUCAACAGGACUUUAUGCAGUAAUCUGUAAUAUUUGGACGAUGUUUGAUUGGAGGUGAAAUAGUUCAGCGUUUCCUGUGAAUCAGCAGCUUUAGUUCUUUAUUUCUGGAUCUUUCUGAGCUCAGCGCUGCGUUCAGGGGGGAUGGGGAUUCAGAUGGAGUAAAACCCGGACAGAAUCCUCCGUCCGUCUUCUCUGCAGUGUAUUUCAGCGCCUGUUACCGGAUCGCUGCGUCUUCCUGCUUCAUUUGUUCCUCAUUGUGUCGAGUCACCACUGACCCGCUGAGGUCCAGUGAGAACCGGGUCGGUUUCCUGGACCUUUGAGCUGCAGGUUGAUGAUCAUCCUGAUGCGACGCUGCAGGAAAACGACUCGGCUGAGUUUCUGCAGUGUUUUGUUGCUCCUCAUCUUCUCUGGUUCUGGUUGGUUGGUUUGACGGUUUUCAGACAGAACCUCUGUGAUCGGGUCGGAGGCGGACGUGGUGCUGCUCUGUUUGGACCUCUGAGGCCCGGUUAGAGGAGGCGAAGCAUCAAUCAGCUGAUCAAACCUCCACCAGCUGCAAAUCUCACAACAAAUCCAGGCAGUAGACGGGUUCUGCUCCAGGUCCGGUUCUGCUCCCCUCCACAGCUCAGACCCGGUCCGGUUCCGCUCCCACCUGUUGGGUCUAGCUCCUCCUCCGUCCUUUCUUCCUCCUCAGAGCCCCGCCCCCUCCUGCCAGGCUGCGUCCUGAUUGGCUGAGGCUUCGGGUUUAGGAGCGGCCCGGCCCGGUCCGUUCCUCAGUCCGACAGAGCGUUGAGGAGGAGCAGCUGAGGUCCGGUUGCUUGGCAACAUGCAACUGAUGGACGGCACCGUGCAGGACGCUCUUCCUCCAAAGCCAAUCAAACUCCAGGCGUCGUCUUCUUCCGGGGUCAGAGGUGACGAUGGCGACUCGCUGCAGGAAGCAGAGUGGUACUGGGGAGACAUAUCCAGGGAGGAGGUGAACGAGAAGCUGAGGGACACGCCGGACGGGACCUUCCUGGUGCGGGACGCCUCCACCAAGAUGCAGGGGGACUACACCCUGACCCUGAGGAAGGGAGGCAACAACAAACUGAUUAAGAUCUACCACAGAGACGGGAAGUUUGGCUUCUCUGAGCCGCUGACCUUCAGCUCCGUGGUGGAGCUCAUCGGCCAUUACCGGCACCAGUCACUGGCCCAGUACAACACCAAGCUGGACGUUCGCCUCACCUACCCGGUGUCCCGCUUCCAGCAGGACCAGCUGGUGAAGGAGGACAACAUUGACGCUGUGGGGAAAAAGCUGCUGGAAUAUCACAGCCAGUAUCAGGAGAAGAGCAAAGAGUACGACCGGAUGUACGAGGAAUUCACCAAGACCUCCCAGGAGAUCCAGAUGAAGCGCACGGCCAUCGAGGCCUUCAACGAGACCAUCAAGAUCUUCGAGGAGCAGUGCCAGACGCAGGAGCGCUGCAGCCAGGACUGCGUGGAGCGCUGCAGCCGCUGCAGCGGCGACAAGGACAUGGAGCGCAUCCUGGUCAACUUCGAGAAGCUCAAGUCCCGCCUGGGGGAGAUCCACGACAGCAAGGUGCGUUUGGAGCAGGACCUGAAGACGCAGGCCACGGAGAACCGUGAGACGGACAAGAAGAUGAACAGCCUGAAGCCCGACCUCAUCCAGCUGCGCAAGAUCCGCGACCAGCACCUGGUCUGGCUGAACCAUAAAGGAGUCCGGCAGAAACGAAUCAACGACUGGCUCGGCAUACAGAACGACGCCGCUGCCGAAGGCGGCGAGGAAGAGGAGAGCCUGCCUCACUACGACGAGAAGAGCUGGUUCGUAGGAGACGUGAGCCGGACGCAGGCGGAGGAGCUGCUGGGCGGGAAGCCAGACGGAGCCUUCCUGAUCCGGGAGAGCAGCAAGAAGGGCUGCUACGCCUGCUCUGUGGUGGCGUCGGGCGCGGUGAAGCACUGCGUCAUCUACAGCACGCCGCGUGGCUUCGGCUUCGCCGAGCCGUACUUCCUGUACGGCAGCCUGAAGGAGCUGGUCCUCCACUACCGCCUCACCUCGCUGGUGCAGCACAACGACGCGCUCAACGUGCGCCUCGCCCACCCCGUCCACGCCCCCGCGCCCCCCCUCUGCAGGUGAACCCAGGGGGCGGGACUAGAUCUAUUUUUACUAGAAGUUCCCGGGCGGCGCUCUACAUCUAGACUGCUUGAUUUGCACAGGAAGUGAAUGUGAAGAGAAGAAACGUUUCAGGUUCAACGCCGACCCGAUCGACUCCGUCUGGAAACAUUGGGGCUGCCGGGCCGCCAUGUUGGGGGCGGGGCCACAGGUCUGGGCUUCAUCAGGUCCACAGGAGGCGUCCUUUCUAAAGCCUGAUCAAAAACGCCCUGCAACAAAAUUAUUAUUCAUUUACUGUAAAUUAAAACCAUUCAGAAAGUUCUUCAGCUGUUUAUUCACUCCGGUUCCGGUUCUGGUUCCGAGCAGCAGCUGGAAGCCGAUUCUUACACUUUACUGUCUUAAUCCACCUGAUUUUAGAUUAAAAGCUGAAUUUAAACAGCAAUUUUUUUGAAAUUUAAAAUGUUUUUGUUUCUGAAUCCUGAGCAGAAACUUUUUGAUCCAACAUGAAGAGAAAUAAAAAAUUUAGAUUAAACAAAACAAUCAGAACCGAAGAAUUUAAUAGACAGAGCUGAAAAUAAAUUCAGCAGCAGAAUGUCGAAUAAACCAGAAAAUGUUUUCAUGAGAUUUAAAACUUUAGAAUGAAACAAUUUUACCUCAUUUAACAAAAUGAGUUUUAUUUCCUUAUUAAAAUAUGCAGAACUUGUUUUAUUGUUCCAACCUUUCUUCUUACACACAAUAUUUGAGUUUAGAUAUAAAUCUAAUUAAAAAUAAUUAGAUUUAUUUCCAAGCUCUGGCAAAUCGUUUCCAUAGAAAUGUACUGACAUCUAGUGGUUAAGUUAAAAACUGCAACACAGAGCAGAAAAUUUUCCCCUAAAGAAAAAACUAAAUUAAUUUUGAGCAUCAAAGUGAAAUUUUUCUAUUUAUGGUUCAAAUAUUUUCUGCAUGUUUAAAGUUCCAUGAAUUAAUUAAAACUAAUUUAACAUUUCAAACUUUAACUGGGCCGCUUGAGCUGAUUGGGCGGCGCCUCCUUCCUGUGGAACUUCUGGCUCUCUGAUUGGCUGAUGACCGGGUCUGCUGGCUCCUCCCCCUGUCUGCAGUGAGUCCACAAAAAGCCACAGGUGUGUGUGUGUGUGUGUGUGUGUGUUUGGACCCGUCUGGAGCUGAAAGCCAUCCGUGGUGAAGCUGUUCCCGUUUGGACCCGGCAGGCGGGUCAGAACCGGGUCGGGCCGCACCGCUCUUCAGAACCACGGCAAAGGAGCUGAACUGUGAAUGUUUAUUUAUUUAAUGCUGAGUGAAGCUGACAGAACUGCGGACCGGACCAGGCAGAACUCCAGCAGCACAAAGUACCGACCCGGUUCUGCUGCACCGUUUCCCUCCGCUCCGGUUCUCUGAACCCGUUUGAAUGUACAGAGACGGGUUCUGAUCCGUGUUCACCCACCACACACUGACUGACCUCUGCAGGUGCCACCGGGUCGGACUGGACCGGGUCGGGUCGGGAGGUCGCCCCCCUCAGGUGUUUUUGAGCCAGCAGCGGGAAAACGAAGCGAAUCAGGGUUUUUUGUUUUUGGGUCCGGCUCCGAUCCGGUCAGUUUGUUGUGACCUCUGACCUCUUCACCGUCUCCAUGGGAACUACUUGAAGUGCUGAAUGUGUUUCUAUGAGAGUUUAUUAAAGUUUUAAGCAGAGUAGUCUGAGUUUCUGGUUUCCCGGAUGGAGCUGCACAUGUCUCCCUGUGAUGUCUGAUCUACAGUUAUAGAUCUAUAUUUACUCCUGGAACAUUUAAACCAAAGAUUUUAGUUCAUCAGAGGAUUUAUUUGCUUUUGCCACUUGGAAAUGAUUUUUUGUUGCAUCAGGAAGAAUCUAAAAUCCUGGUUUGUUUACAUUCCAGAUGUAAAAAGAAAAAAAGUGUUCAGUUUGUGGAUCGCCAUGAAAAUCUGUUCUGUGUCUGGAUUUCAGAAAACGACCAGCGGAUCCAUCUGUUUGCACAAAACGCAGGAAUCCUUUUGGGAAAAUCAUCCUGCAGAAAAACAAGUUUAAAACGUCCAGAAUCUGGUUAUUAAUAAAGCCUGGUGGAAAAAAUGUCAUUUGUUUCAUCAAAAUUCAUGGAAACAAUAAAACCUGAGUCUGUCCAUCUGAUGUUGGAUUCCUUUUAGUUUUUGACGUUUUAUUUUUUAAAACUUGCCCUGUAAUAAAUGCACAGCCUGUAAUUUUCAAGUCCUUAGUAGUUGAAAUAUGACGGAGUUACAGCCAGGCGAACAAAAGUAAUUAAGAGAAAAGAUAUAAUGGUGAGAAGUUGCAAGGUUUUAUGAAUUUAUUCACGUCUCAUUAUGUAAGUAGUUUGACUAUUGCACAUUAUUCACGUAUUAUGACGUUAUUUGCAUAUUAUUAACUUUGUGUAAUACAACUUAAUUUUCACUAUUUAUUCUUGGACUGAUUACUUUCAAACUUUGUCUUAUUUCAUGUUUGCCACACAUUAUAAUUUUAUUCACAGUAUAAUUUUCCAGAAUAUGACGACGUUACGCGAUUCAUUCUGGUAUUUCACAUUUAUUUCAAGCUUGUCGCAUUACUAUGACUUUUACGUAAUAGAAUAAUUUCUCAUAAUAUUGCAAAUUAAUUCAUGUGAUUUAUUCUGGCAUCGACUUUUGUAUAUUUUUUGACCUGGUUAUUAUUCCAUCAUAGAAACAGCUCCAAUAAAUUCAAAAUAAAAGUCGGUUUAUAAACAAAUCAUCUAUUUAAUGAUUUACUGAAAAUUGGUAAAUUGAAGUAAAUUUUAGUUCAGAUCCAGUUUUUACCAUCAGGACUUACAGUUACAGUUUCUGCCGGAUGAUUUCCCGACGUUUCUCUCCAGAUUGCGAUGUUCCUCCGUCAGGGAGGCGGGGUUUCGUGCAUGAGGCUCCGCCCAUCAGGACGACUUUUUCCCUCAUGGCUCUAAAAGCAAACAGGAAGUUCGUGUGUCAAACCAAAACAAUCAGUUUUACCAAGUUUACUUUUCUUCGACUGUUUGGUUGAAGUUUCCACUUUCCGGAAAACUCGACUUUUGUCUGGAACGUGUCGGGGAACCGAAGCGGCCUUUGGGUCGGAUCCGGUCGCCGACGCGUUCCGGCGCUCCACCAUCGCAGGACUGUUACAGCGGCGUUUCCUCUCAGCAGAACUGCAAAGUUUUAUUUGCAGCGACGGUUUGAAGGGGUUUGAUUCUCAGUCGUGUUGCGUUCUUACCACCCGGCGCAGCCGCCGACGACAAAUAUCACAGAUUAAGAGAAAAGCUGAUUUUUAAAACUGUACAUGACGCCCGUCCCGUUCGUCCCCUUUUACAGAUCCAGCAUGCAUCUUUGGUACUUGACUGUUGUUUUAUGUGUAAAAAAAAAAAAAAAAGAAAAUGUUUAAUAGAUGUCUUUGGAAAACAACUAUUUGUCUGUUUUUGGUGUUUUCUGAUCUGAACUGAAUUACGAGCAAAUUGAACUGCAGAGAAAGUCGACGGUUAAAAAUCUGAACUGUUAUUUAUCUGCUGAAGUUUUUUAUUCCUGAACGGCUCUCGGCGUUUUCUCCUGUUUUCGCUCCAGUUUCACUUUGGUUUCUUGUUUCGGUUGCAGAAGUUUGUUGGUUGUAAAUUCUGAAUUGGUUUUAACUUGGGCAGCAGUUCAGCGCCGCCAUCUUGGAUUCUGUUGCAGAAUAAAGAAAGUAUUUUGAUCAAAUGCAAA
Molecule: messenger RNA, 6310 nt
Organism: Xiphophorus couchianus (Monterrey platyfish)
Lineage: Eukaryota; Metazoa; Chordata; Actinopteri; Cyprinodontiformes; Poeciliidae
Product: phosphatidylinositol 3-kinase regulatory subunit gamma-like
Exons: 9
Coding region: 1337-2638 (433 amino acids)
Biological process (GO): insulin receptor signaling pathway; phosphatidylinositol phosphate biosynthetic process
Cellular component (GO): phosphatidylinositol 3-kinase complex
Molecular function (GO): 1-phosphatidylinositol-3-kinase regulator activity
Source: RefSeq, a predicted model, not a curated record